Molecule: messenger RNA, 5315 nt
Organism: Synchiropus splendidus (mandarinfish)
Lineage: Eukaryota; Metazoa; Chordata; Actinopteri; Syngnathiformes; Callionymidae
Product: mucin-5B-like
Exons: 37
Coding region: 1-5157 (1718 amino acids)
Cellular component (GO): extracellular matrix; extracellular region
Molecular function (GO): hormone activity
Source: RefSeq, a predicted model, not a curated record
AUGGGGACGACAGGACUACAAUCAACGCUGUGGCUCCUCUACCUUACGCUGCUGGUCAGCGUGCUCGCUCAAACUGCAGCAAACUCAUCCCAUCUGGGCCGAGUCUGCACGACCUGGGGACAGAACCACUGGAAGACAUUUGACGGGGACUACUUCCAACUGGUUUCCACCUGCACACAUGAAGUGGUGUCACAGUGCCAGGGCUCCUUUGAAAAUUUCAACAUCCAGAUGAAACGCAAGCUGGUGGACGGCAUCUCCAGCAUUGAGCGAAUCUUAGCGAAGCUGGAAGGUUCUGUGGUUCUCAUCACAAGAUCCAUCUCGGUGAUAGAUUAUGCCGAAGACAACAAAGUGAGUGAUCCAACGGGUGUUUGCUUGGAGCCAGAACAAGCCAUUCCAGAGCUCUGCGGAAGCAAGAGUGCCUGCGAGGAAAUCUUCUCCAGAGCUCCAUUUAGCAGCUGCCAAAACCUCCUGGACAUUGAUUCCUUUGUCACCGCCUGCAUGUCUGAUCGAUGCAACAGUGACGAUUCCCUUCUGUGUAAAACAGUCUCAGAGUUCUCAAGGCAGUGCAUCCAUGCAGGUGGACAGCCUCAGCAGUGGCGGAGUCCAUCUUUUUGCCCUAAGACGUGUCCCACUGGCAUGGUGUUCAUGGAGUGCAGCAGCUCAUGUCCCAACACUUGCUCCAACCCUCAGGCCUCCCAGACUUGUGACACCCACUGUAUGGACGGUUGCAGCUGCCCUGCUGGAACUGUCUUGGAUGACAUUGGUGAAAAUGGCUGCGUAGCAGUGGAAUCCUGUCCUUGUUUGCACAGCGGCAAGGCCUACAAAUCUGGAGAGUCGUAUGAAUACAACUGCAGAUCUUGCACGUGCCAGAACGGUCGGUGGUCUUGCACUGAAAACGAUUGUCCAGCGACCUGCUCUGUGGAAGGGGGCUCCCACAUCAACACAUUUGAUGGCAAGGCCUACACAUUUCAUGGAGACUGCAGCUACAUAAUGGCACAGGUCAUCAAAGUUCAAUCGUCCGGUCAGGUCUUUGUGAACAAGAUUCUCUCUCAGCUUCCAUUGUUUACCUCGAAGCUGAGCGCCUACAAAGCUUCAUCCUUCUACAUCCACAUGAACACCAGGUUUGGCCUUCGACUGAUAAUUCAGCUCAGUCCAUUGAUGCAAGUCUACAUUUCAGCAGACAGUUCACUCAAAGGGACCACUUCAGGUCUGUGUGGAAACUUUAACAACAUCAUGAGUGAUGACUUCAAGGUGAGCAGUGGGCUUGUGGAGGGUACAGCAGCAGCCUUCGCCAAUGCCUGGAAAACAAGAGCAUCUUGUCCAGAUGUUUCGACGCGCUUCACUCACCCUUGCACACAGGGAAUCAACAAAGAGGACUUUGCCAAGUUCUGGUGCUCCAAACUCACUGACCCCAAUGGAGUGUUUGCACCGUGCCACAGUUCCAUCAGCCCAACAACCUACAAAGACAACUGCAUGUACGACACGUGUAGCUGUGAGAAGAGUGAAGACUGCAUGUGUGCUGCUGCCUCUGCGUAUGUCUACGCUUGCUCAGCUGCAGGCGUCCAGCUUACUGGAUGGAGGGAUGUCAUGUGCAGCAAGUUCAGCACUUCAUGCACUCCAGGAACUGUGUAUGAGUACAGCAUGACCAGCUGUGGCCGCACUUGCUACGCCCUCAGCCAGGUGGACUACACCUGUGACUCAAGCUUCCCCUCAAUCGACGGUUGUGGAUGUUCAAUGGGAACAUACAUGGAUGAGAACGGCCGUUGCGUGUCUGCCUCAGACUGCUCUUGUUAUGACGGAGAAAACAUAAUUCCAAGUGGUCAAACUAUCAACAAAGAUGGAGGAACAUGUUUCUGCAGAGAAGGACGUCUUAGCUGCCAAGGACUUCAAACACAAGUGACACCCUCAUGCAAGGAGCCCAUGGUUUAUUUCAACUGCUCCGAUGUGACGCCCGGGAGUUCUGGAGUCGAGUGUCAGAAGAGCUGUGGGACUCUGGACAUGGCUUGUAUGAGCACUGGCUGCACAUCAGGAUGCAUGUGCCCAAAUGGUCUGAUCGCAGAUGGACUUGGAGGUUGUAUCAGCGAGAGUAGCUGUCCGUGUGUGUACAAUGGAAAACUCUACCAACCUGGAGAGACACUCACCGUUGACUGCAACACAUGCUCAUGUCGCAACAGGAAGUUCACCUGCACCAACAACAUUUGCGAUGCUGUGUGUGGUAUCUAUGGUGACGGCCAUUACAUUACCUUUGAUGACAAGAGGUUUGAGUUCAGUGGAGAAUGUGAAUACUCACUUGCUCAGGACUACUGUGGCUCUGGCAGUGGAAGCUUCAGAAUUGUUACUGAAAAUGUUCGAUGUGGAACCACAGGAACGACCUGUUCCAAAACCAUCAAGAUCUACCUCGGGAGUGACGAGUAUCUCCUCAAAGACGAGACCCUUCGAGUGGUUAAGGGCAGCAGCCCCUCUCAGGUAUCCAAGAUGGGCAUUUACCUAGUGGUGGCCAUCAAACCAGGACUAGUGGUCAUGUGGGACAAGAAGACCAGUCUGUUCAUCAAACUUGGUCCACAGCAUCAGGGAAAAGUGUGCGGUCUUUGUGGAAACUAUGACGGCAAUAGCAAGAAUGACUUCACCACACGCUCCCAGGAGACAGUAGCAGAUGUUCUGGAGUUUGGUAACAGUUGGAAGGUUUCAUCUGGAUGUCCUGAUGCCAAGCUAUCAACAGAUCCCUGUACCAGCAACAGAUACCGUGCAGCAUGGUCCCAGAGGCAAUGCAGUAUCAUCACCAGUGUCACGUUUCAAGACUGUCAUUCAAAGGUGGAUCCUGGUCCAUACUAUGAUUCGUGUGUCAGAGAUUCUUGUGCUUGCGACACUGGUGGGGACUGUGAGUGUUUCUGCACAGCUGUUGCUGCCUACGCAAAAUCUUGUAAUGAAGCUGGAGCCUGUGUAAAAUGGAGAACUCCAAAGCGAUGCCCCGUGUUCUGUGACUACUAUAACUCCCCCGAUGGCUGUGAGUGGCACUACAAGCCCUGUGGUGCUGACUGCAUGAAAACCUGCAGGAAUCCCUCUGGAAAUUGUUCUGCUCUCAUCACUGGCCUGGAAGGAUGUUACCCACAGUGUCCACCAGCCCAACCUUUUUUCAAUGAGGACUCAAUGACCUGUGUUGCCUGGGAACAGUGUGGCUGUUAUGAUGAUCAGGGCACCAACUAUGGAAUUGGGGAUUAUGUACCAUCAGAAAACUGCUACAGCUGCUCGUGCAAACUAUCAGGAAUUAGUUGCGUCUAUGACGUAAACUACUGCUCUUGCUUUGUCAAUGGGAAAACUUACAAGUAUGGAGAAACCAUUUACAACACCACAGACGGCCUGGGCAGUUGCAUGGAAGCUGUCUGUGGACCUGAUGGAGUUGUUUCAAGAGACGUGUAUUCAUGUCCAAAGACUACAACGCCUCUUCCUACAACAACUCCAUUCACAUUCAGCACAGUGCCAAAGGGUGUCUGCAUCUAUAACAUGACUGAGUUUGAGCCCGGUGAGAAGAUACCAAAAGAACCAGAACCAACUCCUCGACCUCCUACGGACAACUCCUGGACCUUCAGGACCAGAACAGCCAUCUGGUACCACACUGGGAACAACUGCCCCACCAUCUGGAACAGGUCAACCCUCAGGAACAACAGUAUCCCCUCCAGGAAGUGGUCAACCAUUAGGAACAACGGCACCAGUAACCAGACCAGCAACAACAGCAUUGACAACAGCACCGCCACAAGGACCAGGACAGCCAUCAGGCACAACACCAAAAACAACAGCGGUCUCACCAGGAACUGGUCAACCGAUUGGAACAACAUCAGGUACCAGAACACCACCAUCAGGAGUGACAACAGCACCUCCAGGACCUGGACAGCCAUCUGGGACAACUUUUGCAGGGACAACGGCACCAAUCCCGGGAACUGGUCAGCCAUCAGGGUCGACUACAGGAACAACAGCACCACCAUCUGGGCCUGGCCAACCAGUGGGAACGACAGUUGGUACAACUGGGCCUCCACCAAAACCAGGAACUCCAGCCAGUACUACUGUAGACACCACAGCGCCCCCAUCAGGACCUGCUGGAACAACAGGUUCACCGCCGGGCCCUGGUCAACCAUCAGGAACGACGCCAACAACAACAGGCCCCCCAACUGGCCCAAGUCAACCCCUGGGUACAACACCAAGAACAUCUGUACCACCACCAGGACCAGGUCAACCAUCAGGAACAACACCAAGAACGACAGGACCCCCAUCUGGACCAGAACAACCAACUCAAACAGCAGAAGGAACAACAGCUCCACCUUCUGGUCCCAGUCAACCCUCUGGCACAACAGCAGCAACGACAGCACCACCACCUGGACAGCCUUCUGGCACAACAGCUGCUACAACAGCACCACCACCUGGAUCUGGUCAACCUUCUCACCAUCUAGUACACCGGAAACGCCAUUAAAAUCGGGACCCUGCACAGAAUGUUAUUGUGGCCCAAGAAUGGAUCCUGAGACAGGGCUUAAUAUAAUCUCAUGCCAGCCUAUUGUCUGUGACACGACCUGCUCUGAGGGUUAUGAGUAUGAACCUGAUCCAGUCAUGUGCUGUGGAAAGUGUGUCCAGAAGAGCUGUGUUGUUACUGCACCAGAUAAUUCUACACUCUUCAUUCGGGUCAACGAAACGUAUGUUUCCCCUGAUGAUCCAUGUGUCAAAUACACUUGUGAUAAGAUCGGUGAUACACUGAUGACGACUGAGAUUGUCAAGUCCUGUCCACCCUUCAACCCUGAUGACUGUGAACCUGGCACAGAGACGACUGAUGCUGACGGAUGCUGCAAGUCUUGCAAGCUGCGCAGUGUCUGUGAGGUAGAGACUGAAGAGAUCAUCCUGGAGACUGACAAGUGUAGAACAACUGUGCCGGUCAGCGUCACCUCCUGUGCAGGCCACUGUGGAAGCACAUCUAUAUAUUCUGCUGCAGCCAACUCCAUGAUGCACCAGUGUGAGUGUUGCCAAGAGGACGCUACCAGUCAGAGGCAGGUGGAGAUGACCUGCGAGGAUGGAACCAAGAUCCAGCACACCUACACCGUGGUGGAAUCAUGCCGCUGCACCAAAGCUGAGUGUGUGCCAGGGACCACAGCACGACCACGCCGCAGGAGACGAUGAGCACCGACAUACUGAGCGCCGUGAAUGACGACAAUGAAAGACACGCCUUAAAUCACAAUCUUUGACUCAACUUUUUAGACUUUACUUUUUGUUCUGUCAUUUUGGACAGGGUGUGAUGUCUCUCUCAAUUUUCUUUAAAAUCAUGAUUAUUAAAAUUA